AUGACCCGAGGCCCCAGCCCAGUAAAAAUUGAACUCAACGCAUUGACAACGAGAAACAUGAAUGGCGUAAAUGUUACUCCUCUACUUAUAGAAUUCAAGAAAUUCAUUGCCAGUAUUUCGUCGGAACUUGGAUUAGACAGUGGACGCACUUGGUUUAAGAGGAAAUUGUCAAACGAAAAUGUUUCUCUUGUUGCGGCAAAUGUGACUACGUCUGAUUAUCAAGGCGGGAUAGAUGACACUGGUAAUAUUGGAGGAUUUGCUGCAGAUAAUGGAACUACAGGUGGCACUGGGCUUGGUAUAGGAGGAUCCAUUAGUGGGGGAGCUGGAGCUGGAAUAGGAGGGAGGUUAGGUAUUGGGGUGGGGCCCAUUGGUGCCGGAGUUGAAGGUGGUGUUGGGGUUGGGAUUGGUGCUGGUAUUAGAGCAGGUGUUGGUGCUGGCGGCAUGGGUGGGGCCGGCGGCAGUGGCGGCGGCCUUAGCGGAGGAGUAGGCACCGGCCUUGGUGGUGGAUCAACUGGUGGAGGAUUUGGCGGCGGAUGGCCAUGA
This is a messenger RNA of Nicotiana tabacum (common tobacco), 543 nucleotides long. RefSeq lists its product as uncharacterized. Lineage: Eukaryota; Viridiplantae; Streptophyta; Magnoliopsida; Solanales; Solanaceae. The record is from RefSeq and is a predicted model, not a curated record.